UUCACGGUUCUAAGCCCGCAACCAAGACCGCUACCGAACACGGUUUUAUUGCUAUCGGAUAUUCAGUUUAUGGAUAGUCAUUGAUUCUUUUUUCCUUCUAUCUAUGAUGAUCGUGUAGUUUCAAACAGCCCGCGCUCGAAAAAGGCAGGAAGCAGCGUAAGCGCGCGAACACUCGGUUCGGAUGAAUCGUUAACGAAGUCGAGAGCAGCGGCAAUAGCGGUAAAUAAUUCCAAGAGAAAAAAAUGCACAACAUUCGAUCGAACGGUCCAGAUAUUUUUCAUUUCGAGAAACGAUUCGAAGAAAUGGUUUACGAGGUUCAGCGAAACAAGACGGAACUGGAGAAAUUCGAAAAGGAGCAUCUUUCGAUCCGCGAGCAACUUUAUUUGAAGGGAUCGCUUCUCGAAUGUGAGAGAAAAGCGUCGCAAGACUUGCGAGCUCGUCUAAAGUUAACGACGGAAACGAUCGAGCGUUUGGAAGAGGAGAAGAUGCGCGAUCGAAUAUCGUAUUCGAAUUUGUCCAGAAAUUACGACAGCGUGGUCAAACAGCGCGAUAUUUUUGCGGGGGAAGCUUUGUCCAGUCGAACGGAGGCGGCGAAAUUCAAAAUGAAAGCAGAGGCUCUGGAGAAAGCGUUGCAUCGAGAAACGCAGCGAAGGGAGGAAUUAGAAAAGGCGUUGACCGAAUUUCUAAACGACAACCGGAAGAUUAUUGGAAACAUCGACGUGGGCGUCGCUAAAAUUUCGAAAGAACAGAAAUGUCUAUUAGAGAACGCCGAAGCUGUGAUCCGUUUGAAUAAACGUCUGCAGACCAUUGGACUUUGUUUCCAUGCGAUCAACGAAAAAAACAGGGCAGAGAUCAAGGACCUACGGCAGAAAUUAAUUGGCUUCUCGAUGAACGAGUCGAAAUCGUUAUCCGUUAAUGAGAAAUUGCACCCGGAAAUGGAAAGUUUAUGCUUCAAGUUAAAGGAACUAUUGCUGGAAUUGAAAUCCAAAAUGGAAGAUUCCACGUUGAUCGAAGAAAAUAUCAAGAAAAUUUUCCAAGAAUUGACGUCUCUGUACGACAGCAGCCGGUCGAUCGGGCAUUGUUAAUUGGGAAAAGAUAAUAAUUCGGGUAGAUUGUCGAUUAAUAACAUUUAUUUUAAUUUCUCGAUACAUCUGGUAAGUGAUAUGUUCAUUGAAAUCGAUAGUAUAUUAAAUAAAGUUACAUUGCUCGUCGUUACAAAACGAUUGAAAAAUUAUGAAUAAUUUUAUAUACACAAUAACGUUAAUGGUUUCAUGGUGUACAGCUUUAAAGGAUAUUUAGAUGUUAAUUCGUUGCCCUUUCAAUUUCAUUCUCGUGUUAAUUCUCCCGUGAAUUCUCAAUGGAAGCAGUUCUAUGGAACUCGAAGUAGGAAAAGAUCCACGAGUUUGUCGAUUGCUCUUCCGUUGAUACAAGACCUUAACGAAAUUGUAACGCAGCUGACGAUAUUAAUGAACAUGACAAUGAAAAUAAUAAUUUGUCAUCGAAGAGUUAGGAAAGGCAGGUUUCAACAAUAAACGAAGACGAAUAGGAUUAAUAUAAAAUGUAUUAUAAUAAUCGUAUAUUUAAGUAUAUUUAAGUAUAAGGGGAAACAGAUCGGAACCCCUUUUUUCUUACAAAAAAAAUGAGAACCCUCUGUUUCCUCGAAAAACUAUUACAACAAGCGUUUCAAACGAAGACGAAGUCCGUGUUCCACCUUAUUUUGUUUGUUUCUUUAUUUUUAGUUACUUCAACAAUAGAACAAGGAAAAAAGUGAAAGAAAGUCGAAUGAAUUGUCUGAGUUCUGAAUUUGCGCUAAUUUAUUAAAUGAGUUAAUCAAUGAAGAUUCCCCUUCGAUUCGGUGAAAAAGCUAACUUGACAAUGUGUGUGUAUGUAUGUAUGUGUUGUGUGUCAGCGUACGUGUCAUGUGUCUACCUGCCUGCGCGCGCGCGUGUGUGUGUGUGUGUG
Messenger RNA from Nomia melanderi (Alkali bee), 1962 nucleotides. RefSeq lists its product as uncharacterized. NCBI's taxonomy places the organism in Eukaryota, Metazoa, Arthropoda, Insecta, Hymenoptera, Halictidae. The record is from RefSeq and is a predicted model, not a curated record.